ACCCACCUACUGCGGUUGCCAUGGUGCGGGGCUUCGUGCUGCUAACGCUCGGCCGCGGACGGACCCGGCUGCUCUACUCGCGGCUGUUCGGGCCCAAGGGACCGCCUGUCGAGCUCCCGGUUCCAGCCUCCAGUCGGGAAGCCGAGCUCGGGGCUCCAGUUUCCGACCAGGCCAGUCAUGGCCUGCAGCGUGAUAGGCUACGGGCGAAGGAACAGCUGAUGGCCGUCGCCAGGCAAGUGUCUUCCUCCUGUAUUUUGGCUCGGCAGGUGGCAGAUAAACCACUCCCUGACUCGGGGGCUGCACUGGGUGAGGAAUCCAUUGGGUUCCAGGAGCCGGAUUUGGGUGUGUUCCGGCUCCCUGCUGGCGAUAUCUUCGCUGAAGAAACAACAGUUGUAUGGAUAGGAGUCCACCUCCUGGGCUUUGCCCUAAUCUGUGAUACCUACGAGAACCUUAUGUUAGCGGAGAACACCCUGCGCCUGUUGGUUAGGUACUUUAAAGAGCAUUUGAGACUGUUCAACCACAGUAAUGACAUUGUGCUGAAGACAGAUCGAAUUGAGGCAAUCCUCAACACAUUUCUACCUCAUGGUCAACUGAUGUUUCUUAACUGUUGCUUUAUUCAGAGUUUGGAGAAGGAGCUCAAUGCUUCCAUGUUGAAGUAAGACUUAAGCAGAAGUCACUUAAGAUGCUCAGCAGCAGCUCAGAGAGAACCAGUGUUCAAAGUUAUGCCUACAUUCAUUCUGAACCUGAAAAAGAUAUAUGGCCCAGGGCAACACAUCUGAUUCCAACCACAUCCUGUUCCAGUUCAAUAAUUGCACAUUCUAACUGCAAUCAUCGUGUCGUGAUAGGGGCCCUAUCUAGAGCACAAAAACAUUCUGGUGUAGUGGUUUUGUCUGAGAGAUGAAGCAGCUGAUGUUUUGCCGUGGAUGCUCAGUGCAACAAUUCAGGCUUCUUGUCUUUUAGUUAAAAUAUUAGGCUGAGGUCGUAUCCACUCCAGGUGAAGGACCCCAAAAUAGCGACUGUCCAUUUCCCUCCACAUGUGCUGCCUGACUGCUGAAUUCCUCCAGCAUCAUCUUUGCUGCUCACAUCUCUCAUAUUCCAUAAGUGUAAAACAUCCCAUGAUAUUUUAAUGAAACAAAGGGGAGGGGGUGACUUUGAUUUUCUCUUAAUUUGAAUUUGAAAUUCUGAUCGUCUGUUCAAAUUGGCUACUGCCCUUCUUGGAGCAAUGAAGACAUCCUUUAUUGGUUGUAAAACUUUGGGACAUUCUGAGGCUGUGACUGGUGCCACAGAAAUGCAAGUCUUCUCUGUUUUGUCAGUGAAAAAUGCAAAAAGAUGUUCAUAUUUUAAUGGCAAAUUUCAUAUUGUAUCUGUGCAGUCAGAUAACAGUAAAAUAAACAACUUUGUUUAUUCAAUUUUGAAAGCUCAUGACUAUAUCAAUGCAAAAUCAAAUAAAGGAAAUGGAAGAAUUAUGGAUUAUUUAAUGGAUGCCUUUUAUAAACAAAACUUUGAUUACACAGUAAGUGGUAGGGCCCUGGAGAGUGUGUGGAACAGAGAGGCCUAGGGGUACAGUUACAUAGUUUCCUGAAACUGAUGACAUGGGUAGACAGAGUGGAGUGGUGAAGAAGGCAGUUAUCAGUCAGGAUAUUGACUACAAGGGUUGGGAUGUCAUAUUGCAUCUGUAUACAGUAUGUCGUAUUGGAAUAUUGUGUGGAGUUCUGUUGUCUGUCUAUAGCAGGGGUUCCCAAACUUUUUUAUGCCAUGGACCAAUAGGAUUAAGCAAAGGGUCCGUGGGCCCCAGGUUAGGAAUCCCUGGUCUA
Molecule: messenger RNA, 1814 nt
Organism: Mobula hypostoma (lesser devil ray)
Lineage: Eukaryota; Metazoa; Chordata; Chondrichthyes; Myliobatiformes; Myliobatidae
Gene: ap5s1
Product: adaptor related protein complex 5 subunit sigma 1
Exons: 2
Coding region: 21-659 (212 amino acids)
Biological process (GO): double-strand break repair via homologous recombination; endosomal transport
Cellular component (GO): cytosol; late endosome; AP-type membrane coat adaptor complex
Source: RefSeq, a predicted model, not a curated record